Messenger RNA from Linum trigynum, 501 nucleotides. NCBI's taxonomy places the organism in Eukaryota, Viridiplantae, Streptophyta, Magnoliopsida, Malpighiales, Linaceae. The record is from the annotation of a GenBank genome assembly.
AUGUCAAGUGAAGGUAUCAAAUUGGACUGGAAUGGGGGUCAUGGCGCUGAAGGCGGUGACCAAGACAAACGAUGCCGAUGGUAUCGGGCUAGAAGGGAUGAUAGCGCCGGUGAGAGUUUCCUUUCCGCCCAAAGUUUCCCAGGAGUGGAGCCAAGUCUAUUCAAAUUCGGGCUUCAAAACCACAUGCCAUAUCACACGAGUAGUGGGUCGGGGUCUAGAGACAUAAAAUGGGUCAGAACUCAACAGGGGCAAUCAGAACAUAGUUCGCGGGCUAGGGAGCAAAAGGACCCUGGGCGAGCGGACCUGACCCAAGCCCAGCUCCAAUGGCUUUGUUGGGGUCUAGCAUUGGGGCCGGAGCUAGCAUAUAAUGUAGAAGAGCUUUGUGGGCCGGAACUGGAACUGGAGGAACAAGCGGGCCGAAAGUUGAAUCGGGCGGAGCACGGUGGGAGGAAGCAUGUCGCCAAUGGGUGGUCGAAGAACCGGGUCGAGUCGUCCAGAUGA